Molecule: messenger RNA, 3341 nt
Organism: Hydractinia symbiolongicarpus
Lineage: Eukaryota; Metazoa; Cnidaria; Hydrozoa; Anthoathecata; Hydractiniidae
Product: AT-rich interactive domain-containing protein 5B-like
Exons: 8
Coding region: 147-2828 (893 amino acids)
Biological process (GO): regulation of transcription by RNA polymerase II
Cellular component (GO): nucleus
Molecular function (GO): transcription cis-regulatory region binding
Source: RefSeq, a predicted model, not a curated record
AAUACAAAACGGUCAUAAAGUUCUUUUAAUGACAAAGCCGAAAGUUAUUUUGUAUUGUCGAUUCAACUACGGUGAAAUGAUUGUAAAGACAAAAAAUAAUCAUUUCGAAAUUAAAUAAUGAAUUUUAUUAACGGGCUAUCAGAACAAUGUCAAUUCAGUUGGAAAACAGAGCUGUGGGACAACAUGGAGCAAAUAUUUAUUUUAAAGAAUUUACUGUAUCUGCCAGUUCGGAAGUGAAAACAUAUAAAUUAGGUGCUUUUUACUUCGUACGAAAGUCUUUAGAAUAUCCGGUCGCAAUCGCUGAAUUUCAACUUAUCUGGAAGAAUACUAAAGAUGGUAAAACCUAUGCAUCUGUUAAAUUAUAUUUUAAUCCGAAUGAUAUCAACCCUGAUGUUCACAAAUUUGAGGGGAUUGGAAAAGACGAAGUGCUGGAGGCGGACCAGCAUACUGUAAUAGAAUGUAUCAAGUUUCCACAAUGGGAAUGCCACUCUUCGCUGUGGUAUAAAAACCUUGGUGGGCUAGCAUAUAAUGGUAUUCCGCAAGAAUUCUACCAAGAUGGAACAGGUGUUGUUAUAAUAAAUAUCAAUGUCAAAAAAGGGACAGAUGUUAAAAUACUAAGCUAUCCUCAGUAUUGCCGUUAUAAAACAUGCCUUAGAAUGCUAAGAGCAGGAAUAAAAAUGACUGGAAAGACAUUACUGUCUCGAGGUGGCCUGGCUGUCAGCAAUACAAACACAGUAGUGCUUUUUUCAAGAUGGCGCUUCAAAAAAGAUGACAUUCAUACAUUUUCUCUAACAGCUGAUAUCCAAGUUCCGGUUUUCAAGGGUCGACCUAGAAAAAAGAAAAACCAACCAAAUGUGAAUCUUCCUGAUGAAAAGAUGGAUCUUUUCAUGCACCAGGAAAAGGAGGAGGAAUCAUCAAAUGAUAAAAAUUGGUCAGUUCCUGUUACACGGAUAGCAGUAAGUGCAGAUACAUCAACAAUCCAACUGAAAAGAGUUUCACAUAAGAAGAAUGGCUCAAUAACAUCUGAAUUACAAUUGAAGUCUUUGGUCCCAUUAGAUUACAGGAAGAACUCUCAUUCUACAGAUGCUCAAGAAUUUAAUGCAGAACUAAAUGAAUUUAUGACAAAACGAGCCACUCCAAUUUUAAAAAUACCUAGUGUUGGUUAUGCAAAAGUCGAUUUGUACAGACUAUACACAUUGGUGGCUUCGCAUGGUGGAUAUGGCCAAGUGACCUUGAGAAAACAGUGGAGGGCAGUGUAUGAUUGCCUGGGACAUUGCAGCUCUAUAACCAACGCAGCGACGUGCACGAGAAAGGCUUACGAGAAACUACUCUUGCCGUUUGAGAGACAUUUGAGAAAUAGAAAACAAACUGAACGGAAACAGAGGACGAAAAGCAUCAAUGAAGUGGCAAGAAAGUUGACCGAGAAGGAAGAGGUGAAUAUGAUUUCAAAAAACGUUCAAGCAGGUAACGAUGGCUCCAAGCUGAUACCGCCCCUGCAGGAGGGAGAUGCGUUUAGGCUAAUGAUCCAAAAAAGGAGGGGACGCCCUUCAAAAGAAUUUAGGGAGAAGAUCGAAAGACUGAAAAGCAUGAAGCAAAAAGUGGAAGUGGAAAUCUACCCUCCUUUAAGCAAACAUUCAAAGUUGCCGGCAUGGUUAAAUUCCUUGAACGUCGACAUUGUUAAUCCUCGACGUAAACGGGGAUUGUCGUCGUCUCCUGAGAACGAACAAAGUGUCCCAACUAAGAAAACUCUACAUGAUGUUUCUGUCAGAUCAGAUUAUCCAUCCGAAAAGGGUGACAAUGUAGUGUUAAAUGGAACUACGCCUCCAGAAGGAAACGUGCAGUCCUCGGGGAGAUUUGUUAAAGAAGAGUCUCAAAUAGAGACAAUUUCUUCGGUAGAUUAUAACGAAGUACACGUAACGCCACGUGUAACUGAUUCUUAUAACAUGGUAUCACCUCACGACGAUUCACGUGUGGUAAGAAAUUCUAGUAUACCGCUUGAGCCUACUGUGGUUAGUGAGUCUACUUUAGCUCAUGAAACCGUACAACAUAACUUAUGUGAGUUUGAGAUCAAAUCUGUGCGCAGUUUGGCUCCUGGUCACGUGCAGCCGCAGUCGGCAAAUGUGUCGCAUUAUAUUAACUUUCAUGACAAUUCUCCAACGCACACCAUAACUGUCCCACAUUCUGUGUUGUCGUAUCGCGAUUUUCCGUCUUUGAAACAAAGUCCGACGAAGCACUUGCAUUAUCAAAACAGUUACACCUUUCAGGACGCAAAGUUUUCUGCGCAAAGGUUUAGACACAGUGAAGUCCCAGUGCAAUCAUUGAGGUCGUUCAUCGGAGGUGAAAAUUAUGAGAGAUGCAAGACUUCUACCAGUGACGCGAAAAGUUUUGGUCAUCGUCGUCAGCAGUACGCAUCAUCUAGAAGUCAAAAUCGACGUUAUCGUCAACGUGACGAAACAGGUCGUUAUCCAAAUAAUCGAUACAUUGAUCAAAAGCAAAUUUGCAGUGAACCUAGGCGUGUUUAUCAAGGGUACAGUGAACCUCCUAGUGAAUAUGGAUACUCGGUGGUGUAUGCGACUCAACCUGCAUACCAGAAAGAACAGCGUACUCGUGGAAUUGAGCAUGGUGACAUUUCUUGUCACAUGGAACACAAAGAACACGGUGCCAACCGUCACUCCAUAAUGUCUGUCAACGGAAAAAAUGAAAGACAUGCAUAUAACCCGGCUCGAACUACUGACGAUUUUAGUUUAACGUCGCGCGCGCAGCGGGUAAAUCGAGGAGAGACCUCGGAACACUUUCGCGUUAUAAAGCCAGAGACAUUAUUUUCAUAGACAAAAAAUGUGCAGUCUUCUACUGUGAUUAAUCUAUGAAGAUGUACUUCUAUCCUGUUCUAAGCAUAGAUAGAAACUUUUAUAGUGGAUAAGCUUUAUAUGUUCUAGAACAUACUGCACUCUGUUUUUUUACAUGUAUUUAAAAAUCUUUUAUUAUAAGUAGUUUCACAAGUAAUAAUUUUUAGCUGGUUUUUAUUUAAUUUUAUCAGUUAGCCAUGUUUUUUAAUAACCUUUGUCUCUCGUUAUCUAGAUGAUAUAUCUUUCGACUUCAGUUUAGGAGAAUUUUUUCUGUGAUUUUUUAGCACAUACAAGCACAUGUACGUUUUCAUGCAUAUAUAUAAGAAGUAGUAAUUGUUUACGAUUGUUAAGUUACAUUUAAAACCUUGUUUAUAUUUAAAUUUUAUUUAUAUGUGCAUAAUUUUUGUUUGUGAAUUUUUUUGGUUAAAAUGUCAAAUUAUAAAAUUUUUAUGUAUAUAGUUUUGUAUUGAUAUCUAAUGUAAUCCAUUUAUCUAA